Eruca vesicaria subsp. sativa (arugula) is the source of this 603-nucleotide messenger RNA. The record is from the annotation of a GenBank genome assembly. Lineage: Eukaryota; Viridiplantae; Streptophyta; Magnoliopsida; Brassicales; Brassicaceae.
GAUGUCAUCUAUCCAUACAUCUCAUGGGGAGGCAAUUGUGUAGUAAUUGAAAGUGAUGAAUUCUACAGAGCUGAUGAGGUGGAGGAUGAUAGAAUCAAGGUUGUCAUGAGGAUGAUAGCCGCUAAGCAUGACUUCAGUGACCAUAUUUGGGAGUUCGAAGAGACACCAGAAUUUUCUUUUGGGGUUAAUGACAAGCAAGAAGAGGCUGAUGGAGUAUCUGAGGAUGAUGGAGUAUUAGGGAAUGAUGAAGGAUCCAAAACUGAUGAAGAUGCUCCCAAGAAUGAUAAAGAAGAUGGGAGUGAUGAAGAGUUUCAAACUCCAAGAGGAACAGCGAACACAAGCUCUGGAGGUAGAAAGGGAAAGAAGAGGCUCCCGGAUCGUGGAAUGGAAAAAGGGAAGCAAAAGGUUCUCUCCACUAGACCAAAAGGUCCUGCUCCGUUUAGUGAGGAUAUGAAGAGCUUUGUGGCGAAUUUGUUACAGCAGAACUUUUCGGCAAUGGAAGAAAGGAUACAUAAACAGAUGGGCAUCACCUAUUUUGCCAUCUUUUCAACACUAACAAAGGCACUUCCUUAUAUAGUUAGGAUGCUCAAUAUAUCAUCAUAA